Molecule: messenger RNA, 2765 nt
Organism: Xyrauchen texanus (razorback sucker)
Lineage: Eukaryota; Metazoa; Chordata; Actinopteri; Cypriniformes; Catostomidae
Gene: tespa1
Product: thymocyte expressed, positive selection associated 1
Exons: 11
Coding region: 248-2227 (659 amino acids)
Molecular function (GO): signaling receptor binding
Source: RefSeq, a predicted model, not a curated record
AACACAUCUUCCUCCUACCGCUUCCGUCAGUUAACAGCGCGUCAUGACUCUCAACCUUAAGCAGAAAGUUUGUGUUGGCGGCUCAACAAUCGAUCAUGUCUCUAAAUCUACAGUGCGUUAUUUUUAGUUCUGUGAUGGACAUCCUCGAACACGAAACUGUAAGUGGGAUGGACACCAGAACUAUGAAUUGUGCCGUUGCUACGAGAAUGGAGUGAUCGGUUCACGUUCUAAGCAGGUGAACGCAGUGAUGGAGAGUCCUUCGAAGAUUGACAGGCGGCAGGCGUGGGCGCUCAGUAGCAGCCGCAAACUUACGUUUAGAGACACGGAACACCGCAAUUCGACAGCACAAGAGCCUCACCGUCAUUUCUCCCUCCAAGAUGACGUCUUUCUGGAUGGAUGCUCUGCAGGAAAGAUUGAAACCUGGCUUCAAGGUUGUGGGAAUGAAGCCAGUCCAGCAAAAACCAGACACUUGACAAUAGCUGCUUUAAGGACAGGUACCAGCUUUGAGGAUGAUCUGAGUUUGGGUGCAGAAGCUUUAUAUGCUGAGUCAGAUGUGCCACAGUUUAGAACACCUCAGCAGAAGCUUAACUUGUCAUUGUUCAACAUGGGUCACAGCAUCGCAUCCACUGCCCUGUCAUCGACUACCAACCGGACUGUUUCCAGUGUGUCUGAGGUUCUCCAGAUGCGUGCCGAAGAUGCAGAAGACACUCUUUUCCAGCUAGGUUUUGGUUGUGAAGAACCACAGGUGACAGCCCGCAUCCCAGUCCGAUUCUUAAACUUUCCCUCCCAGCUCAGAGGCAUCAACUUUCGCCUAUUUCUUGAAUCCCAACUCUCCAGGAUACGCCAGGAAGACCCCUGCCUUUCAUUAGCAAGUCGUUUCCGACAAGUAGAGGCAUUGACAGCGAUGGCCAAUGCCUUCUAUUCAUUGUACUCUCAUGUAUCCCGAACACCGCUCCAGAAGCUUGCUCCACCCCAGUUCACCUUCACUUCGCCAAUUGUGGAGAGAACCAUGUCUCGAACCAGUGUCCGCAGCGAGCCACGUUCUCCUGUUGAAAGGCUUAAAGAUACUAUCUCCAAAAUGUGCUUGUACACUGGAUCCCGUGGCUCUGACUCGGUUACUCCAAGCGGUUCACCUCGUAAACGAAACUGCAGUCUCUCAAGUGUAGUUGAGAAAGGUGUGGAGGGUUCAGGGAAUGAUGAUGCAAAUAACCAGGGUACAAAUCAAUGCCUUCAAAUGGAAGUAGGUGACUUGGAAUCAGACAUGGACUGUUAUAUAAAUGGUAAGAAAGAUAUUGAUGAGACAUGUGAAACAAAGACUGAAAGAACUGAUUCUGAGAGUGUUACAAAAAUUAUGUCUGAGCCGACAGAGGAUUCUAGAGCAAUGGAAAGUGUGCACAACCUCAAGAGUACAUUACUAGACUGCACACCUUGCCAGGAGCCAAGAAGUGACAUAGUCAUGGAAUCCAAAGGUCGUACUUCACUUUCUGUUAACUUGAAAAGCUCCAGCAUUACAGUGGAACCCGUCCCUAUUAUUAGUCAUGAUGUCAUAUCCCCUCAGGUCGUGGAAUAUGUCAAUCAGGCAUCUUAUCGCUGCCUACAAACAAAUAAUAUAGACGACAAAGACUUACCUUUUGUGCACCAGAUGACAAAUAAACAUUCAAUAAGACCAUCUAACUCAACUAAUUUACCCAUCAAAACUGCAGCAUCACCAAUCUGUAUCACACCAUUAGAUGACCAGGUUGAAACCCUUGGUAUUGCACUUGCUGAUAAUUGUCCCAGUAAUCUUUCAUCCAUGCUCACAUCCACCACACAAAAGUCAUUAUGUCAAAUUACAAUCACUGGGUGGGAGGACGAACCUACCCUCCCUAACAGAGACAUCCAGCAAACGUGUUCAUCCAGCAUUCACAGAUUCUUAAGACCAACAAAACCACUUAACCUGAGCAAGUUCAGCCAAUGCCCUAAACAAGCCAACUCGUUUGAGCUGGAGGAGGUGCACAGUGCAGAAGAAGAGGAAGCCAUUUCAUCAGAACUCUGCUCCACAGUCUCAUUGUCUGUUUCAACACAGCAACAUAAAUCUUCCCCCUUGCGAGGUGACAGCUUCCAAUCAGAUAGCAGUGGAUAUGCUGAGGAGGAUGUGCAGCAUUCCCCCCUCCAUCACGGAGAAAACUUGAAAACAACAGUAAAACCAGUGAAGAUGCAUCAGUUUUCUCAUGCUCACCAGGACUAAAACUGUGAUUGAAAUUACACUAUGUUGAUAUCUAUAAAGCACAAAGACUUUAUUUCAGCUUUAGUAUUUAUGUUCUGGGGACUUUUAGAAUCUGUGAUAUUUUAUUGAGAAAAAUAGUUUCCAGCAGAUGGUGACAUACCACAAGCUCCCUUGCAUGAAGCUUCCUAACAUGAAACAGUGUGUAAAUCAACUUGAUUUGAUGAUUUUAUCCAUCAGGAAUUUGAAUUGUGAAAAGUUCUCUCCAUGACAGAGGGUUGGAGGGGAGGGCUUGAAAAAUAGGUGAGAUUGGUGACAUCAGGUGAAAAGUCAUUUCAGAGUUAUUACAUUAUGAUGAAAGAUUACAAAGACAAACAUUUCUUUAUUUGGAAAAACAUCCCAAGAAUGUGUAUUAAGAAAGUAAAUAUGGUCUGUUUUGAUUUCAUGUUGACUUUAAAUUGUAAACCAACAGCUGUACCGCUUGAGUGAUACACAUUGUGAACGUCUUGCUUUCAACGCGCUUUUCAAUCUUAUUCUUAAGAAAAAAUUAACAGCAGUAGAA